CUGUUUUGUACAAGAAUGCGGGCAGCCUCACGGCCCCUGUAUCCGACUCCAGGACUGACUCGCAGUGAGGGCGGAAGGGAGAGCGUACGGCUCCCUUACGCUCCCUCCGCCCUGCUGCCAGGGGACGUGCGCGGAAGCCUCGGCGCCGAAUGUCCGCAUCCCCCUUCGCUCGCUCCGGGACGCCGCCGGCUGGCGCCCCGCCCGCCUCGCAGCGCCUCCAUUUCGGGAGGCCGCAGCCCAGGGCCGGGCCUCGCGCGGCGGGGCCAGUCGGCGGAGACGGCGGGGGAGGGCGGGUCCCGGGCAGCCACCGCCCCCGUCUCCGAUCGGCCUGGGCCCGGCGCAGGCGGCUCGAGGCUGGCGGCCGGCGGGGACAGCGCGGUGCGCGCCAUGGCGCUGGGCUCGGCCUGGAAGCAGAUGUCGUGGCUGUACUACCAGUACCUGCUGGUCACCGCGCUCUACAUGCUGGAACCUUGGGAGCGCACCGUCUUCAAUUCAAUGCUAGUUUCCGUUGUUGGAAUGGCACUGUACACGGGUUAUGUGUUCAUGCCUCAGCACAUCAUGGCAAUAUUGCACUACUUUGAAAUUGUGCAGUGAUGAAGAAUGUAUGUUGAAGAAGUAAUCAUGCUCUGAAAUCUGGUCGACAAAGAAGAUUGAACCUCUUAGUUUUAACAAGACUUCUACUGAUGUCCAAAAAGGAAAGACAUGAUGAUUCUGAAGACUAAGAAAUGAGAUAUGUAGAGCAGGGGCACGAGAUGUCCCCUAUGUUGUGUUAAUUCCUUUUGAUUUUACAAGAUAUGCCCUUGUAUAGUAGUUUUGUCUACCUUAACAUUGUGAUUGUACUUUGAUAUCAGUAUUUUCUUAACUUUGUGACAGUUUCGAUAUUGCACUGUGAAAGCUUUUCUUAAUUGUAAUUUUGAGUAAAUCUUAAUUGCCUUCUAUUUUUAAUCAGAAAAUCAUCUAAUUAAAUGGGGCUUAAAGCUUUUGCUAUUGUAUGGUAUGUAUUUGCCUGGGUAUUUCUAUCAAUGCAUUUUUGUAAGAAAAUACAUCUAGAUUCAUAUUAGAGACAUGGAUAUAUUCGUCUAACACUACUUACACAAAUUAGUUUGUAUGACUGAACUCAGGUGUACUGUUUUCUUGUCCAAACUUUGUUCAACAGUAUAUUUGUGCAUAUCACCUGAAUUUGGAAUUAGCAAUUAUUUCAAGUUUCUGUGCUCUGUAUGUUGGAGGAAAUAGAGAGAAAGCACUGUAACAAUGAAGGCUGCAUUCUUUAUGUUUGAAGAAGUGCUGUGGUUAUGGUCUUUUCAUAGUGGGAACAAAAGCACUUUGCUGACAUAGGCCCACAUAAAGCUUUGGGAUAGUACUUUAAAUCAACACUUUUUCUAACAACCGAUUAAAUUGUACUUUUACCUAA
Molecule: messenger RNA, 1411 nt
Organism: Lagopus muta (rock ptarmigan)
Lineage: Eukaryota; Metazoa; Chordata; Aves; Galliformes; Phasianidae
Gene: SPTSSA
Product: serine palmitoyltransferase small subunit A
Exons: 2
Coding region: 16-594 (192 amino acids)
Biological process (GO): ceramide biosynthetic process
Cellular component (GO): serine palmitoyltransferase complex
Molecular function (GO): serine C-palmitoyltransferase activity
Source: RefSeq, a predicted model, not a curated record